This is a messenger RNA of Carcharodon carcharias (great white shark), 2036 nucleotides long. Its product is annotated as protein canopy homolog 1-like. The coding region runs from base 366 to 923 and encodes 185 amino acids. The record is from RefSeq and is a predicted model, not a curated record. NCBI's taxonomy places the organism in Eukaryota, Metazoa, Chordata, Chondrichthyes, Lamniformes, Lamnidae. The transcript is spliced from 5 exons. Gene Ontology annotation, cellular component: endoplasmic reticulum.
UCUCUGCGAUAGGGGCGGGGCGCUCCGUUCGUUGAAAAGGCGGCGCUCACGCACUCGCGCGAACCGGUGUCCAGCUGUUUUCUGAUCCCUGUGUGGGCUAUAAGGUCCCAUCGAUCGGGCAAUUUAAAGAUUAACGAGAGAGACAGAGUGAUGGACAGCGUACGGGCUCCCGUUAGACAAGUUCGACCUUAAUUUAGGAGCGGCCUGGACAUCGCUUUUAUACACAACUUUUAACUCGACAGAAACUUUCACUCCCUGCUUCCUCGUUUUAUUUGAAACCGGUGUUGGGUAGCGGUCAGUUUCUCGGGGUUCUUCUGUCCCACCUCCGGUGUGGUGACGGUUGGAAGGAAACGCGUGGAUUGAACAUGGGCUGGCGGUGGUGCCGGGGGCUCGCGCUGUUGCUGCUGGUGCUGGUUCCCCAGGUGCGCGGGGGGAAGGACGCGGAACUGUACUGCGGAGUUUGCAGGGCAUUAGUAGAUGAAAUAGACUGGGCAGUUAAGAAAGUGGAUCCAAAAAAGACUAUUCAAGUGGGAUCUUUCCGAAUUAGUGCUGAUGGCUCUCAAAAACCAAAUGAGAUUCCAUAUGCUAGAUCAGAGACCCAUUUACUUGAACUCCUUGAAACUGUAUGUUCAAACAUGGAUGAUUAUGCACUGUAUGUGGAUCCAGAGACCCAGAAGAAGACUUAUAUGAGAUUUGCUCCGAGGGACUCUGAGAAACUGGGUUCAGUAGAUUUUAACAAUUUCAAGUUUGAUCCUGAAAAUUCAAAAUCGCUAAAGUUUGUGUGUGAAAGCAUAGUGGAAGAAUACGAAGAAGAAAUCAUUUCUCUGUUCGUCCAUGAGGCAGACCAUGUGGUUGACAAGCUAUGCAGCGAGAAAUCAGAGAUGUGUGAUUCAUCCAGACAAACUCUUCACUCUGAUCUAUAAUCCUACAAGGAACUGGUGCAUAUCAAGUUGGAAUGGUAGAUUUAUAAAGGACUGCAUCAACAGCUGCCAAAUUUACACUGGACCAGGACUGCUGCUCUGAAUUUGUUGUCUCCUGUUCAAGAACAUUAAUUUGGAUAUUUUCAUUAUGGCUGUAUCUUAAGAUCAUUCUUGAUCUGUUCUACUGUUUUCAUAUUACCCACAAUUUAUUAGAGAUUUUAUAACUGAGUCAUUUGGAUUAAAUUGAUAUCUACCACCUGAAAGAUUUUUAUAUUAACACGAGAACCAGAAAAUAACACUUGCUGUGUUUUUCCCUCUUUUUGUUCAAAUUAAGUCAGCAAUGAUUUUUUUCUAGGUUUAUUUUCAAUUUUAUAAUCUAUACUUCCAAAUAAAAUUAUUCUAAAUUGAUGAAUUUUUUUUCAUUUUAUGUUAGUUAUUGGGAUUCAAUUUUUCCUUGCAGAGCAUAAAUUCAACAAAAAAAGUUAGUCAACUAAUCUCCAACUACCCCCAAAAUUGAACUUUUAUGUUAUCUUCAGAUUGUUCUACAAACUUUUAAACUGGGUAUGAAGUUCCCUUUCCCUUCGCAACUUGUCUAUUUGAUAUUCCUGCCCAAAAUUAAAGAAUUCUGUUGAGCCACAACGAAUAUCACAUCACACUGUGCAGAAGCCCUUUUUAUCUGCAAAGUAUAAAUUUUCAUUUUUCAAUUAAAAAUUCUUCAUUGUCUUAGCUCCAGUUUUAUUUUAAUUUGUAAUCAUUUGUCAACAUUUUUGUGAUACCAGGCUGAAUCUGAUUAAAAUCUGCAACGUGUUUACAAUCCACUUAGCACAAAAUUAUUUUUAAAGUCUCAGAACAUUUGAUUGUGGUUUAUUCCAACAUGUAUUUUUUUUUCGUGGUUUAUAACGAUCUGCACUCUUUCAAUUUCUGGUGCUUUUAAACUUUUCUUCAAUUAUUGUUAAUUGUUGGUGAGGCUGUUUGUACUGCUGAUUUUGAAACAUUACAUGUUUUACUAGAAAACUUUCCCUCAAAUUUGAUUUGUUUUCAGUGAAGCACACAUCUUUAGCGGGCACGAUUUUUUUAAUGCACUGUUCAGUGAAUUAGAAUAAAAGGAAGACAAUG